Messenger RNA from Lingula anatina, 906 nucleotides. Its product is annotated as protein PTHB1. The record is from RefSeq and is a predicted model, not a curated record. Gene Ontology annotation, biological process: cilium assembly. Gene Ontology annotation, cellular component: membrane; BBSome. Lineage: Eukaryota; Metazoa; Brachiopoda; Lingulata; Lingulida; Lingulidae.
CAAGCUCAAGGUGUAGAGAUCUCAGAUAGUGAAGGAACCAUUCCAUCUAUUACAGUUAAGGUCAGCAUUAAGGCAAAGACAGCAGUUCAGAAUGUACGGUUUUCUGUCCAUACUGCACUUCCUCUGGCAGCAAGUCAAACACAAUACCAGUUCUCAACACUAGAUUCCAAUAGACCAGGGGAAGUGCUAAUUUCAUUCUUUUUAAAGAAUGACUUUAUGCCAUCAGAUCUUAGUGCCGAAAUUACUGCCACCUAUCAGAAUGCUGCAGGGGCUCCAAGAGUAGCACAAGCCCUGAUCUCACUACCCAUUAAACUUGUUAUUCACCCAUGCCUUCCCGUGAAGAUGGCCACACACAAAGUCACAAUAGAUACAAAUAAACCACCAGUUAGUCUCAAUGACAUUUUCCCAGAUCUCCUUGGAGAGAAUGCAGGAGGCCCUGGCAAUGCUCUGGGAUUUCAGUUUUAUGGUGGUGUAGUGGUCACAAUGUUAGCAUCCAAAACAUCACAGCGCUACCGACUACAAAGUGAUGUCUUUCAAGCCAUGUGGAUUAUGACAAAUGAAUUAGUAAAGAGACUAGAAAAGUAUUUCAUGGCCCGUCGUGCUACAGACUUUCAGUGCUCCUUCUCGGGAACCAUGCCUCUUGCAGAAUACUUUGAUGUGGUUGAUCACCAUUUUGAAGUAAGGUUAAAAGAUCUCCAAAUGAAAGAAGUAUUGGGACAGAGAGCAGCACAGUUUCGAGCAAUUCAGAGACGCCUUCUGACCAAGUUUAAGGACAAGACACCAUCCCCUCUUGCUAACUUAGACACUCUGUUGGAUGGCACUUAUAGACAGGUAACCCACCCUUGGGAUUGUUACAAUACAGCAGCUGUAUCAACAUGCUAUCAUGACAUGUUUGAUCUUCUAUGA